GAUCCCGAUCCCCGACGUCAGCAAGAAAUCCCCAAACAUCAGCCGACUCAAUAGCUACGUCUCACCACCAACAAAACCACCAAUUGGCCCCAAUUGACCAUGAACGUAGCGCCUCGACUCGCGCGAAGUUCAGCCCUAGCGGCUUCUUCACAAUGGUCAUGUUUCUUCUGCCAGAAUACCCGACCGAAGCUCCAGCGAAAUGCCUUCAACUUUGCCCGCAAUGCAUCGAAUAACGCCCGCACGGGACAGCCUUAUACACCUACGAUGGAGGAGAUUCGUGCGCAUUAUAGCAAGAAGAACAGGACCGUAGCGUACGAUUGAAAAUGGGACUGCAGAGGUCGUGGCUUACGAUUAUCAGGUACUACGUCUUGAGUACAAUCCUCGGAUUUGUAACUCUCACUUAUGGCUCUGUGCCCUUCUACAAGAUGGUGAGGCACUCCCUCCUCAAUAUCAUGAUCCUUUCUAAUGUACUUGAAGAUCUGCCAAACCACCGGCUGGGGCGGUCAGCCUGUACGUGCCCACGGUGGUCCAGGAUCAGGCGACGAAGGCGAUCUCGCAAGCCGAGUCGUCCCCGUUAGAGACGCCAAGCGAAUCAAAGUCACUUUCAGUGCCUCUGUCUCCGAUGUCCUGCCCUGGAAGUUCGUCCCUCAACAGCGAGAAGUGCGAGUUCUCCCCGGUGAGACCGCACUGGCUUUCUACAAGGCCACCAACAAAAGUGACCAGGAUAUCAUCGGAGUUGCUACCUACAGUGUGACACCUGCCCAGUGUGCGCCGUACUUCAGUAAGAUCCAGUGUUUCUGCUUCGAGGAGCAGCGUCUCAAUGCGGGCGAGACUGUGGACAUGCCCGUUUUCUUCUACUUGGACCCUGAUCUGCUCAAUGAUAUGAACAUGAAGGGCAUAGAGACUGUGACAUUGAGUUACACCUUCUUCAAAGCCAGAUACGAUAACAAUGGACGAUUCCAGAGACCUAUGUCUGCAUAGAUGGGACAGAUGUGUUGGAUUAAAUGUACAAUACCCUCCUCUUGUAAAACAAUAUGCAUACCAUAGAGUUAUUUCGGAUUAGACAUGUCUAUGACGUUGAAGACUAUGACUCCGUGCCACACGGAUUCAAGUCAAUGAUCAACACUUCUUUCUAGUCAAAAAUUACUUCUAUAAAGCUUCAAAUUCCUCGCAUGUGCCAUUAGCAUCCGACAUCAUGCAGAUUCUU
Molecule: messenger RNA, 1207 nt
Organism: Fusarium odoratissimum NRRL 54006
Lineage: Eukaryota; Fungi; Ascomycota; Sordariomycetes; Hypocreales; Nectriaceae
Product: cytochrome c oxidase assembly protein subunit 11
Exons: 2
Coding region: 466-981 (171 amino acids)
Cellular component (GO): mitochondrial inner membrane
Molecular function (GO): copper ion binding
Source: RefSeq, a predicted model, not a curated record